Molecule: messenger RNA, 400 nt
Organism: Aspergillus welwitschiae
Lineage: Eukaryota; Fungi; Ascomycota; Eurotiomycetes; Eurotiales; Aspergillaceae
Exons: 1
Coding region: 129-356 (75 amino acids)
Source: RefSeq, a predicted model, not a curated record
GGUUGAAAAGCGAUUUUCUCCACAUCCAAUCCCUCGGGCUCGUUAUAACGUUUUCGAUCUUCUCUUGAUUUCCUUUUGAUCCAGACAGUGGGGGUGCGAGUGCCGCAUCUUUUCCUUCGGAGGUACGAAUGUGUUUGGUGGGGUUGGAAGGCACGGUGGAAGAGUCGAAUGGUCUUUCUGUAUUCCUGUACUAUCUUACUCUUGCCAUUGCCGAUGAGCUUUUGCGUGGGGACUGGUCAAUUUCUCGUGUCCUGGGUUCUGUUGGGGAAAUCCGAUGGAAUUCCGGGCCAUGGAGAGGUCAUGAGAAUUUAUUCCAAAUACCAAAAAGUUUACGACGCACAGCUUAUUCUCUGUAAAUCUUCAUGAAUCACCGUAGCAUGAUCUUGUAGAUGAAUCCAUG